Molecule: messenger RNA, 3413 nt
Organism: Mytilinidion resinicola
Lineage: Eukaryota; Fungi; Ascomycota; Dothideomycetes; Mytilinidiales; Mytilinidiaceae
Exons: 6
Coding region: 197-2977 (926 amino acids)
Molecular function (GO): protein binding
Source: RefSeq, a predicted model, not a curated record
ACUUGAUGCACCAGAAGCCCCCGCUGAUGUCGAGAUAAGGUUAGCAAGACGUUGAAGAAACGGCAGAGUGGAUGACGUUAGGGCCCUCGCUUGCGCCCGCUGUUCCUGCAUAUAGAAUCGCCAGCCUCAGGGCCGAAGAUAGACAACUCCCCCCUCGACACCAACCCCGCGGGCCUGCGCCCUACACCUCGCCACCAUGAGUAAUGACCCGCCAAAGCCGAUGACUGACCAGGACGUCGUCGCCCUCGCCCGCGAGGCCAUCGAAAACUCGCGCGAGGAGCACAAGCGCGCCGUCGCCGAAACCCCCGGCGCCUCCAAAGAUCUCCGCCAGCAGCCCGGCAUCACCAUUGACUUGGGCCACAAGAACAUCGUCAGCCUGCCCGACGAGGUCAUCGACGUGAUCCGCACCGAGAUCGAGCGACUUGCCCUGUCGCACAACAACCUCUCGAAUCUCCCCUCCCGCCUGCCAGAAUGCCGCCGUCUGCGCUAUCUAAACGUCCGCUAUAAUUCACUGCGCGAGAUCCCUUUGCCCAUCAUGCAGAUGACCGCGCUAGAGAUAUUGGACGUCAGCAAGAACAAGAUCAAAGUCAUACCGGAGGGAAUUUCAAAUCUUAUAUCCCUGAAAGUUCUAGCUAUACAAAAGAACAAGAUCGAGAGGCUGCCUGUCGGUCUCGGAGACAUAAGCAGUCUGCAGGUCUUGAAGCUCGACGGGAACCCCAUUGUUUUCCCUCCGCCACACGUCUGUACAAUCAACGACAACGCUCCUUCACCGUCAAAUGAUAAUGAGAAGGAUGCGGUUAUUGCGACGCAGGUCAAGAAGUAUAUGAGGCAAUACGCGAGUGAUAUCUCGAACAAGCAGAGGCGGAGGGUGGAGGCUGAGGGAAGCGAAAGCGAGAGUAACGUGGAGACGCCACGCCCCUCCAAACGAGCAGUAAACGGCCGCUUCCCAGUGAAGCCAAGUAUCAGCAAUUUGGACAUUUUUGCUGGGCCCCCAAGGUUGGAGGCUUCGCCCGGAGUACCUCCACCGAUCCCUACUCGCUCGCACUAUCGAGAGCAGUCUCAGCAGAACAGCAAUCUCUCUCGAGGACCCCCGGUUGCGCCUCUGGUUUUAUCCAAUGGCAACAAUGAGCGCAAUCGUAGUCAGAGCGAAGGUGCAGGGUCUGCAACUAUUAGAGCUAAGAGAAUGGGGAUCUACACGCACAAAACAUCGGAUCUAGGGCCAGUAGACGAACUGAGACGAAACAGCCAUUUCCGCGGCUUCAGCCAAGGCCUCGUCUUAUCAAGUAAUGGGGCCAACGCCGGCAACUCAGGACCAGCAACUGCCGGUGUUUAUGGCGAUAUGGGGACUCAGCGACCUCUCAUUCAUCGGCCACUUUCAGAUCUGCUGGAACAUAAGCGACGAUCCCGCGCUCCGGAUGUCGUCGUUGAGGCCGCUAAGAGCUUCUUGUACGCAAUGUCACAGUUGCACGACACUAUGCUCAGUUUGGUGCGCGCCAUCAAGAAGGAUAGAAGUCGAGGGGGGUAUCGCAAGGAGGAACUUCCACGCCGGUUUACAAUUGCAUAUCUGCAGAUCAAGAAACUAAGCGAACUACUCCGACGCUUCGAUACUCUCGCCGAGGAGGAUGAGGAAGACGCACAUAAGCUCUCAGCUUCCAUCCAUCAGACUUGCCAGAAGUCUCUCGCCCAAUUCCUGCUAGUCAAUGUCCUGAUAGCGGAAAACGCACAGGCAAUCGGAAGUGAAGGAGACCCGCGGUUCAUGCGGUCUUUCCUAUUUCUGCAAACUGGCAGUAUGAUCGAGCUUCGGAAGGCAUGUGAGGUGCUGGGUGUAAACUUCAAAGGAACGCCAACUACGGGACGCAAGCCGCAGAGCUCGAAUCGGUCCAUGCCUCCAGCUCGAGAACCUCGGCCCCUGGUUGUUAGACGAUUUCAAACGACCCCCCCAAGUCAACGAACGGCUCAGUAUGCAAUGCCUCCUCCGGUAUCACUACACAGCAACGAAAGCAGCCGAACCAACACUUUAACGAGUAUCAGCGCAGCAACUCCGAGAUCUGGAGAGUCAUUUUUGACUACCUCAACCAUCUCACGCACAAAUACGAUGCAAAGCAGUUUCGACGAUCCAGACGAAGAGGCGCAGUUUGAUCGCAUAUAUAUCAAACUGAAGACAGCAUGCGAUCAAUGCCUAAAGAACGUACCCCAGAUCCUACGUUCCUUCCGGAGGACGUACGAGACGGAACGGUCUAGACUUGAUUCCGAAGAUCUGAAAAUGAAGGUCCUGAUGAAGCUCAUCGAGACGGCAGAGUCGGUUGUUGGGGUUGCUAGGACCUUGAGCGAGAGGCUCUCAGAAAUCAAGCUGAAGGAUGCUGUGGCCAGGAGUCAACGCGAUUUCUGGCAACAAUGCACUCUUCUUACAAAGGCUUGGAACGACAUGGCCGCUGCUAUCGCCGGAGACGGCCGAAAAGUAGGCCUUCUCGCCGAGGACGUCAAGAUUCUUAUGAAACCCACCCAUCACGCCGUCAAAGACGCCGGACUCAUGAUCAACAACUCAUCAUGGUCCUAUCUAGCGCAUUCAGCACCUAACGCGGGCGGGUCGAUGGGCCCCCCUGGUCUCCAAUCGCUAACCUCAAAGACCCAACCGCCAAAAUUCUACAGCAAUCAAUCCAGCUUUAGCGCCGGUCAUGGACCUGGCUUUCCAGGGCCAAUCAACACCUCCAUCACCCCAGCUGCGUCUACCUAUUCAGCCAUCUCCAAUUACUCCGCAACCUCGUUCACCAGCCAGAGCAGCGCGGGCGGCAGCUCAAUGGGCUACGUCACGCCGGUCCCCGCGACUCCGCUCAGCGCAGCCCUCGGAGCUGCGGCUCAAGCGACGGUCCCGAAUACGCCGAACCAGCUCCCGGGGCAGAACAACACGGGCCCGUUUGCGGGUAACGUGUUUGAGCGCGCAGAUCGGCUGGCCCAGCAGCCGUAUAGGCGGAUUUGAGAGUCGAGAGGAAUGAGAGGUUCUCUAAAGUAUGUUUUGUACAUCUAUUUCCUUUUUUCAUACAACCUUUUCCUCUAUUGAAUCUGUAUCUUGUUAGCGAUGGCGUUCUGGGCGGUCUUCUUUUUUAUUGAGGGAUUCGGGGGCGGGGCACUUGGUAUGGCAGGCUUGCCUGACUGGCUUGGGUGUCCGGGUGUGCUUUGGACGGGCUACUGGGCAUGAUCGUACGUCGGCUCGGAGGGGUUUCGGCGGUCUGGGAGCUGGGUUUUGGUGCCGCUUGGAUUGUCUGGGAUUCUGGGAAACCAGAUGGAUAGCGACGAUACGGAGGGUCCGUGAAUGGCUAGCCCUUUAAUGGAUCCUGUCGUCUAUGGACGAAUUCCAGUGAGGGUAUCUACUGAAAUGCAUACUAUAAUAUACUGAAAUGCAUACUAUAAUACUG